AUGAAUAAAACAAUUAAAAGUGGUGUGCGGGAGUUAUUGUUCCGUAUGAUUUCCAAAUUUCAAGAACAAAAAGAAGAAAAUGAUGCUGUUUUUGAAGAAAAACAGGGUUGUUUACGCAUAAUAUUAAAUUUUUUUGAGAAUUUGGAGGAUGUUGCAGGGGUAAAUAAAAUAGUUGAAAUUAUCAAAAAACUUACUGAUUUGGAGCAGAAAAACAGAUUAACAAAUCAAAAUCAAUACCUAGAAAAAAUAGCUUCACUCACUGGUAACUUUACUAUUAAGAUAAUUUGGAAAGUUUUAUUAUCAAUGUUGGAGAUAGUGAUUCCAGUGACUCUGAUAAUGAAUCCCUACAUAUGGAAUUCUUAG
Molecule: messenger RNA, 363 nt
Organism: Diatraea saccharalis (sugarcane borer)
Lineage: Eukaryota; Metazoa; Arthropoda; Insecta; Lepidoptera; Crambidae
Source: the annotation of a GenBank genome assembly